AUGCCGCGUGCUCCCGCCGCAGUGGACCUAGGCUUCUUCAAAGUGGUCCCGGCUGAACCAAUCCUACAGAGCGUUGAGGCGCAAGCACCCGCUGUAGGCCAGCAAAUAGAGUCAGACAGCACUCCGGUAGCUCCCGAAACUCCGGCAAGGUCGGUUUUGACCACCUCCCAAUCGAUAAAGACUGGCCCCGAAGCGCUCGUCGAGCAGUUCGCGCCAACAGUUGACGAGAUCACGCAGGAUGAAAUUACAAAGCUUGCACAGGCAGCCUGGCCCGAGAUGGUUGCUGAGACUAGCGCUGACGACGCAGCGACUGUCAGCAAAGUAUGGAAUCAGCAUCUACAGGGGUCGCAAUUCUCGUUGAGGAAAGUGAUGCUUCUCGAGUACAGUCAGUUUUUGGAAAAGUUUCUGUGGCCCACCUUCAUCGCCAAGAGCAAAAAAGGAAAGAGUAAAUCUGCCCUGGAUCAUGUGCUCUCAAUAGUUGUCCUGGUCAACGAGAAGUUCCGACAACGCAUCGUGGGUGUAUGGGAUAUCUUCGGAGGUGAUGCAUCGAGAUUUUCCGGAUUAGUCUCCAGGAUUUUAGAAUUGUUGAUAUCAUCAAACUCGGAAAUGCACGAUGGACAGAUACACCUCGAUCUUGAGCUGAGGCGGUUUCUGUUGAUCUUCCUGAUAAACAUGUUCCAGUCGCUGGAACACCCACUGGUUCGGGCAGAAUGUUUGCGAUUGGUCAACAUCGCAAUGUGGGAUUGCGUGGUGGAGAGGAGAAGGGAAAGAGAGCUGAAUAUGUACCCAGAGCGUCGCGCUUUGUGGGAAAAGGCUGAGGCCAAGUUUGAUGCAACAACAAAAGCCGCUGCGAAAGAGAAAAUGCGUUUCGACAGAGCGUUUUUCUCGACUCUCAUCAAGUCAUUUUUCAACGUGUUGAGCUCCGUUCCCGAGGAUGGCCCCCCGCCAGUUGAUGUUGUUCUAUACUGUGAGAGGUUCCUGGAGCUUCUCAUCGAUCUGGAAGCACAGCUUCCAACACGGAGACAUUUCAACCUUCUUCUCCACGAUCAUCUGGUUGUCCCAAUAUGUGACUCGAGCAAUCUGGCAAAGCGAGGCCGGAACGUUUUGUCGCAAACCAGGGACAUUUCUUUGGCAAAAGCCAGUGGAGGAGAGUUGGGGAGUGGGAUGCUCUUUGUACAGCUCCUGGAUCGACUGCACUUUUACGCGAGAUUCGAAAUCAAUGACUUCACCGGCGCAGCGUUGACACUCGCUGAGACUAGUCGUCUCCACUACGGCAAUCUUCGAAGAUUACAAAAGAUUGCUUUUAUAAAAUUCCGCGACACGUUGGAAGACUUUGCGCUGACGAACAUUGGCAGUAUCGAAAGUAAAAGAAGCUUUCGACGCUGCUUUGAGAAAGUGGAAGAAACCACCAUCCGUGCGCUCUGUGCCGAAGUUGGAAUACGGACGCAUCCGUUCGACGCAGAUGAUGACCGUCCUUUCAGCAAAGCGUUUAUGAUUGAUUUACUGGCGGCAAUGUAUGCCAAACGCCCGAGUCAGAUUGACGCCAUAAAUGCUCUUUCCCUCUAUCCCGACGAGAACGCCCUCUUCGAUGAAACUGCGGUACCGGCAUCACAGCAGUUCUCAAACACCCACUGCCUUGCCAUUCCGAAGCUGAAUCUUCAAUACCUGACUAUUCACGACUACUUGCUCCGCAACUUCACGCUGUUCAGGCUGGAAAGUACCUACGAAAUACGACAGGACAUUGAAGAUGUCGUGCACCGUUUGCAACCUAGGCACAAUGUUGACAGGAGUAGUGGGGACGAUGAGACUGUUUUUGGAGGAUGGGCGAGGAUGGCAUCUCCUAUUGACAACUUUCAAAUUGUGGAUGUCGGCCCGCCAAGACUAGGAGCGAACAGACCCAGUUUCGUGAAAGCGGAUGUUACCAUCAACAUUCAAAAGUUCACGGAUUCAAUACGCAGAGAGUGGGAAUCCUUGAAAUCGCACGAUAUUAUGUUCCUGCUGACUAUCCGCAUGGAACCUGCUGAGCCUGGAUGGGCACAAUUCGAGGCGCAGAAGGAGAAGCAAGCCGGUGAAACGCCAGUUACAAACUUCCGCAGAAAAUUCGGACUAAAGUAUGUCCGCGGUUGCGAAAUCUCGGAUCUGCUUGGCGACGACAGCCAUCCUGUGGAGGACUUUACUUCCGCCAAAAACUCAAGUGAUGGGGGGAGACCACGGGUUACGGGGUUCAGACGCCGGUUCCGGUUGUUGCUUGAUCCCAAUCAGUAUCAGUCGGACAUGGACGCCGUGGAACGGAAGGAAGAGGAUGUCUACCCAACGUUCAACGUUCUGGUGCGGCGGAAAUCCCAGGAAAACAACUUCAAGGCAGUGCUGGGUACCAUCAGGGACCUAAUGCAGAGCGACUUGGUGGUCCCUGAUUGGUUGCACAAUGUCUUCCUGGGAUAUGGAGACCGGAAUAGUGCCCACUACACCAGCAUCCCCCAGCCAGUCCGGACGCUGGAUUUCCAGGACACGUUCCUUGACUGGGAGCAUCUGUCCGAGAGCUUUCCUGGCAAGCGAUUGAUCCGUGGCCCCGAUGGUGGUGAAGACAUUUCACCACCUUACGUGCUGACCUUCCCGAAGUCGACUUUUGAAGCAUUGAGCGGGGAAGGUGGGUCUAACGUGCAAGCCACGGUAUCUUCCGGCGUCAAGCGAAAGCUGGACGCGGUCGACGAUGAUUUGGACGAGGGGGAUGACGCUAUCUUGGUGCGGACAUAUACGCCCGUUAACAACGGCCCUUAUCCGGAAGACCUGCCAAAGAAGAACGCUGUUCGAUUCACGGUAACACAAGUGGAAGCCAUUCAUGCCGGAACAUCACCGGGGCUGACGUUGGUCGUUGGGCCUCCCGGUACAGGAAAAACAGAUGUGGCUGUUCAGAUCAUCUCCAAUCUUUACCAUAACUACCCGGAACAAAACACGCUGAUCAUCACUCACAGCAACACCGCCCUGAAUCAACUCUUCGAGAAGAUCGCUGCCCUCGAUAUUGACCCCAGGCACAUCUUGCGUUUGGGACACGGACAAGAAGACCUCGACCUAGCGGACGCGAACAGCUGGGGCAAAUACGGCCGUGUAAACGCGUUCCUGGAGAAACGAGUGCAGCUACUGGGAGAGGUCGAUCGGUUGGCCCAAUGUUUGGAGAUACCCGGUGCGCAUGGAUAUACCUGCGAAACGGCCGGGUACUUCUACACGUACCAUGUGAAGAGUCUCUGGGACCCUUAUAUUCGCCGACUUUACCAGCUGCGGGACAAGGCCGCGGAGGAACGGGAGGAUGUCUUCUCUCUGUUCCCGUUCCAGGCCUUCUUCGCGGAUGCGCCUCAGCCAUUACUCCCUGACGACGCGACGUACGAUGAGAGGCUGGAAACCCUCGAAGGCUGCUGGCGUCAUAUCCAGAACGUCUUUGACGAGCUUGAAGAGAUCCGCGCCUUUGAGCUCCUGCGUUCAGGCUACGAUAGGUCCAACUACCUGCUCGUCAAGGAGGCCAAGAUCAUUGCCAUGACGUGCACACACGCGGCACUCAAACGCAAAGAGUUUGUCCGCCUUGGGUUCAAGUAUGAUAGCGUCGUCAUGGAGGAAGCCGGUCAGAUUCUGGAAGUUGAGACCUUCAUUCCAUUGCUGUUACAAAAUCCGGAUCCGGACACCGGAGCAAGCAGGCUCAAGCGCGUCGUCAUGAUUGGUGAUCAUAACCAGUUACCGCCGGUCGUGAAGAAUAUGGCUUUCCAGCGUUACGGCAACAUGGAACAGAGCCUAUUCGCCCGUUUUGUCAGGUUGGGCGUCCCAGUCAUCCAGCUUGACGCGCAGGGUCGGUCGCGGAGCUCUCUCGCCGAGCUGUUCCGAUGGAAAUACCAGAACCUGAAAGACCUGCCGAAUGUCCAGGAACGGCCUGAGUUCAACCUCGGCAACCCCGGUUUUGCAUUCGACUACCAAGUGAUAAACGUGCCCAACUUCAUGGGCCAGGGAGAAACCGAACCGCGACCUCAUUUCGUACAGAACUUGGGCGAGGCUGAGUACGUGGUGGCCACAUACCAAUACAUGCGGUUACUGGGCUACCCCGCGGAACGCAUCUCGAUCCUGACAACCUAUAACGGCCAAAAGGAGCUGAUCCGCGACGUGCUGGAGACGCGAUGCGCAUGGAACCCGCUGUUUGGCAACCCACACCGCGUCGCUACCGUCGACAAAUACCAGGGCCAGCAGAACGAUUACGUGCUCCUGUCCCUCGUCCGCACCAAGACGGUCGGACACCUGCGUGACGUUCGACGUCUGAUCGUCGCCAUGUCUCGCGCCAGACUCGGCUUGUACGUCUUUUGCCGCGUGCCGCUCUUUCAAGGCAGCUACGAGCUCCAACCGGUGUUCAAGACCCUGCUGCAACGACCCACCGAUGCCUUAUGGCUCAGGAACGGAGAAUCCUACGUCGAUGGGACAUUCACCCGCACUGUGGAUGAGACUGCUGUCGUCGAACACCCGAAGAAGGGCUGGCGGCCGGAACCCCACGCGAAAGGCGAGGUGGCGAAGAUUGAGGACGUGCAGCAUAUGGGCGAAUACGUCGCGGAUAUGGUCAAGCAGCAGAUUGAGUACCUGAGGAAGCAGAAGGAGGCUGCUGCGCCUGUCGAUGGCGCUUCCGAGGAGGUAAAAGAGGAUGCUGGUGGUGACGAGGAUGCGAUGGAAGGCGUUGAGGUGGAGGUUGCCGCUUCGUAGGUCGUAGUUAGUUUGCGAGUAGGUAGCGAGUUGUUCUCCGGCGUGUGUAUGUAAAAUAAUCAUCGGUACCCAAUCUGAACAAGCUAUUUGGAGCGGCGUAAACUAGGUUGCACCAAGAACUCUCUGGAAUCAAUCCUGAUUAAAUGAAAUGAAAGCGGAGCUAUGUAAAGGAGCAAAGAACCGC
This is a messenger RNA of Fimicolochytrium jonesii, 4912 nucleotides long. RefSeq lists its product as uncharacterized. Gene Ontology annotation, cellular component: catalytic step 2 spliceosome. Gene Ontology annotation, molecular function: helicase activity; mRNA binding. NCBI's taxonomy places the organism in Eukaryota, Fungi, Chytridiomycota, Chytridiomycetes, Spizellomycetales, Powellomycetaceae. The record is from RefSeq and is a predicted model, not a curated record. The coding region runs from base 1 to 4728 and encodes 1575 amino acids. Gene Ontology annotation, biological process: mRNA splicing, via spliceosome. The transcript has 5 exons.